UUCUCUUUAAUAUGCAGAACAGACAAACCUUCUGUCUGCAUUUUUGGCUGAUCGAUCAAGUGUAUUAUAUUUAUACACGUUCCAUCUAGCUAAGUCUCCUCUCAAAGCAAAGAGUGGGAGCAAAAACCAAAGCUCAUAACCAAAAAUGGCAAUCCUCAACCAUAUGCAGUUCUUCUUUGUGGCAAUUCUCUUUGCUUUAACCACCAAAAUUUCCACAUGCACCACCACUUCAUCAGUCAAAGGCAUAUACUGGCUAGAACAACCCCUUUUCCCUUCUUCAUCCAUUAACACUUCACUCUUCACCCAUGUUUUCUACGCUUUCCUCCAACCCAACAAUGUUACUUACAAACUAGAUAUUCCAACUUCAACCGCCGCAAAACUCACCGCAUUCACCGCCACAAUGCAAGCCAAAACUUCUCCGGCGAGCACACUCAUUUCCAUCGGGGGAGCAGUCAGCUACAACGCCCUCUUCGCCUUCAUCGCCUCCAACCCCGCUGCGCGCGCCGCCUUCAUCACGUCCACCAUCAACGCCGCUCGAACGUUCGGGUUCGACGGGCUGGACUUCGACUGGGAGUACCCUCGAAACGCCACCGAAAUGAACGACCUCGGAAGCCUCUUAAAAGAUUGGCGCCUCGCCGUCAAUGCAGAGUCCUCCGCCACCGGCCUACCGCCGUUGCUUCUCACCGCCGCCGUGUACUUCGCCGCCGAUGUCACCGUCGACGGCGUGGCGCGGACUUACCCGGUGGCUUCGUUUAACCAGAACUUGGACUUUGUCAACGUCAUGACCUACGACCUUCACGGGGCCUGGAGCAACGAAACCGGAGCUCCGGCGGGUUUGUUUGACCCGGAUAGCAACCUCAGCGUGGCUAAGGGGUUGGUGUCGUGGAUCCGGAGCGGGGCCAUUCCGGCAAAGCUGGUGAUGGGUUUGCCGCUUUAUGGGAGGACAUGGCAGCUCCGGGAUCCAAACCUACACGGAAUCGGUGCGGAGGCGGUCGGGGUGGGACCCGGGUUAGAUGGCGCGAUGGCAUAUUUUCAGGUGUUGGAUUUUAUUGAGGAAACGGGUGCUAAGGUGGUUUAUGAUGUGGGUACGGUUUCGGUUUAUUCACAUAGUGGGAGUAAUUGGGUCGGUUACGAUGACCUACAAACGGUGGCGGCAAAGGUUGGGUUUGCUCAGGCGCUUUCGCUUCGUGGGUAUUUCUUUUGGGCUGCUGGGUUAGACACUACCGAUUGGAAAAUCUCCACACAUGCUUCGAAGGCAUGGAGACUUGCAUGAUUGAGACUGGAGGAAUGUAUUGAAAGCUAACUUGCAUGCUUCUGUCAUCAUUCUUUUCAUCGUGUAGGAAAAGUUCGGACUUCAUAUUGGGCAAGAAGCCAAUAACAUAGAUGAUAACACGCACACUUGGUUUUCUUUUAUUACCUAAAUCCCUUGUUGAAAAAAGCAUGAACGAGGAUAUUUGUUUCUCUUUUUUCAUGGAAAAAACGAAGUUAUUUUAGUCAAUUGUAAGUUAUGAAUAAUUAUAGUUUGUGAUUCUUUGUUGAGUUC
Molecule: messenger RNA, 1543 nt
Organism: Lotus japonicus
Lineage: Eukaryota; Viridiplantae; Streptophyta; Magnoliopsida; Fabales; Fabaceae
Product: class V chitinase CHIT5b-like
Exons: 2
Coding region: 146-1273 (375 amino acids)
Biological process (GO): chitin catabolic process; carbohydrate metabolic process
Cellular component (GO): extracellular region
Molecular function (GO): chitinase activity; chitin binding
Source: RefSeq, a predicted model, not a curated record